Symbiodinium sp. CCMP2456 is the source of this 321-nucleotide messenger RNA. Lineage: Eukaryota; Dinophyceae; Suessiales; Symbiodiniaceae. The record is from the annotation of a GenBank genome assembly.
GUUGCCGAAGGCGUCAUCAUGCGUGUGGUGCCUGAAGGAAUCUCCGUGGCGAUCGAGGAGUAUGGAGCAGAAGGGACCGCGAAGCUCAGUAGUCAGAACUGGUUGCUCAUCCUCGACAAGCAAACGGCCUAUGGCAGACCCCGCACAAAGUUCGAAGGCAUCAACAUGAAAGUCUUCGACCGCGUUGUGGUUAGCAUCGAGGCGGACUUGCAAGACCUCAGCCACAGAUCUCUGAGAUUCACGUUCCUUGGUAUGCCGACAUAUCGGCCAGAUGGGAAGCUGGCUCCCGUUCCUACUGCACCCGGAAAUGCGGCUCCAGAG